Molecule: messenger RNA, 1041 nt
Organism: Petromyzon marinus (sea lamprey)
Lineage: Eukaryota; Metazoa; Chordata; Hyperoartia; Petromyzontiformes; Petromyzontidae
Biological process (GO): regulation of transcription by RNA polymerase II
Molecular function (GO): DNA-binding transcription factor activity; RNA polymerase II cis-regulatory region sequence-specific DNA binding
Source: RefSeq, a predicted model, not a curated record
GCGCGACGCGUGUGACGUCACCCGGGCGACGUGACGUCACACACCUCACGCCCCUGACAGCCGCGGCCGACACCGCAUCGUUUAACGUCCUCCUCCCUCACCUCGUCGAUGUCCGCAAUCGUCGGGAAAAUGGACGGCGGGGACGAGAAGCGAACGUCCUGCGUCGUCUGCGGCCAGGAGGCGGACGGCGCGGCCGCGCUGCAGGACCACAUGAGGCAGCACGGCAGGUGGGGCAACCCGGCCGUCGUGCACCUGUGCGACCAGUGCGUGUACAGCACGGACAAGCAGAGCCGCCUCAACAUCCACCAGAGGAUCCACACGGGCGAGAAGCCCUACAUGUGCACCGCGUGCGGCAAGGCGUUCACCCAGUCGGGGGCCCUCCAGUGCCACCAGAGGACGCACACGGGCGAGAAGCCCUACAAGUGCACGAUGUGCGAGAAGGCCUUCACGCAGUCGGGCGCCCUGCACAACCACGAGAGGACGCACACGGGCGAGAAGCCCUACAAGUGCUCGGUGUGCGGCAAGGCCUUCACGCAGUCGGGGGCCCUCCAGAGCCACCAGAGGACGCACACGGGCGAGAAGCCGUACAAGUGCACCGUGUGCGGCAAGGCCUUCACUCAGUCGGGCGCCCUCCACAGCCACCACAGGACCCACACGGGCGAGAAGCCGUACAAGUGCGGCGUGUGCAUGAAGGCGUUCACCCAGUCGGAGAACCUGCACAAGCACCAGGUCACCCACGCGGGCCUCCAGUUCAAGAGUUCGAACUUCACGACCCCGACGAUAAUAAAGAAUUGAAUUUUUGGGGGUGGGGUUGGGGGUGGGACGGAGGUGGGCAAAUCGCGACGGACGCUCUCGCAGGUGAUCCCUCUCGUCGGCGUCGAUCGCCCUGACCGACCGGGCCGGAGGGACGUGUGGCGACUGCGGGACGGACAGGCCCGGGGGGGACACGAAGCGUCGUCGUCGUCGUCGUCGUCGUCGCCGCCGCCGCUUGAUACUCUGCGCCUUCCCCGCGCGGUCGACGAGGCCCCCCCCCCCCCCCCC